Bemisia tabaci is the source of this 522-nucleotide messenger RNA. NCBI's taxonomy places the organism in Eukaryota, Metazoa, Arthropoda, Insecta, Hemiptera, Aleyrodidae. The record is from RefSeq and is a predicted model, not a curated record.
AUGGCCUUCCUCGCCUUGUUCGGAGCCGUGAUGUGCGCCAGUCUCGUCUUCGGAAACCCGCACAUCCCUUGCGCGUCGAGCAGCUGGGGAGCUGGGUCCUGGAAAUCUGGAAGUAUGGGAGGUGGUGCUGGAGGUAUGGGAGGCGGCGCUGGAGGUAUGGGAGGCGGCGCUGGAGGCAUGGGAGGCGGCGCUGGAGGCAUGGGAGGUGGCGCCGGAGGUGCCGGAGGCUUCGGAGGUCCGAUAAUCAUCGAGCAGGUGGCGCCGACACCGGUGGUUGUGGGUCUGCCGCUGAGCCCGAACGUGAUCGAGCACCAGUCGGCGCCGUACGAGAUCAACUACUUCGGGACCCCGUACGUGGUGCGGCACAAGCAGAAGGCGGCCCUCAACGUCUACACGCAGACCCCGGUCGUCGUGGACACGUACGCCGAGCCCAAGGUCCAGGAGCUGGCCGCCCAACCCGCCGUCAUCGUCGAGGAGGUCUGCGCCGGGCCUUGCUCCGGGCAGGAGGCGCCAUGCCACUAA